Molecule: messenger RNA, 2877 nt
Organism: Juglans regia (Persian walnut)
Lineage: Eukaryota; Viridiplantae; Streptophyta; Magnoliopsida; Fagales; Juglandaceae
Product: ATP-dependent zinc metalloprotease FTSH 10, mitochondrial-like
Exons: 8
Coding region: 175-2637 (820 amino acids)
Biological process (GO): protein-containing complex assembly; mitochondrial protein processing
Cellular component (GO): chloroplast thylakoid membrane; m-AAA complex
Molecular function (GO): ATP binding; zinc ion binding; ATP-dependent peptidase activity
Source: RefSeq, a predicted model, not a curated record
CCUUUUCCCCCGUCUCUGCUUCCUCGUAUCUAUUUCGUGUUAAGCGCAUUCCAUUUACAUUUCAAUAGCCGGAGCGUUGCCCUGGUGACUGAAGAAUUUUCUCAGCAACCAAACAGGUUCCAAUACUCUUUCUUUCACUAGCAUCAACCAAUUCAUGUCCCCAUCUUCGAUACAAUGAUUUUCUCAAGAAUCGGACGCUCUCUGUGUCGGUCGGCUCGGUCCUCAUCCCAAAGACAUUUAAUUUCCAGUGGGAGGACUGUGUUACCGAAUGAUUCGCUCUUGGCCUCGACCGGCAAUGCUUGCAUUUCACGCGUCGAUGGCGGUUUAGGGCUUGUGAGGGGUUAUAUAACAUCCGUUGGAGCUGGGAAGCAGCUCGUUUCGAAUUCGUUCUUAUCGAAUUUCAAUUCCGUCCUCGCAAACCCUAGGGUUCGGCGCCUUUUCUCCAGCGACGCGCCCAAGAAGAAAAAGUAUGAGAAUUACUAUCCCAAGGAAAAGAAGGAAAUUCCAAAAGCGAAUGAACAGAAAUCCGAGUCUAAAGGGGACUCAAAUACUGGUGAUCAUGGCAAUUCCCAGGAGAACUUGGGGAGGAUGCUCCUAAAUGCUCUUGGGCCAUUAGGGAUCAUUGCCUUUAUGUUUUCAUCACUUUUUGCUGGUCCUCAUGAUCAGAAGCAGAUUAGUUUUCAAGAGUUCAAAAAUAAGCUACUUGAACCUGGUUUAGUGGAUCGUAUUGUUGUUGAAAACAAAUCAGUGGCUAAAGUAUACGUGAGGAGCUCGCCACGUACUAAAGAUCAAACCAAUGAAGAUGUCCAGAUUCCAAUUAAUGGUAAUCCUGCUAGAGGAAACUUAAGCCGGUCUAAAUAUUACUUCAACAUUGGAAGUGUUGAAUCUUUUGAGGAGAAGCUGGAGGAAGCGCAGGAAGCAUUAGGAAUGGACCCACAUGAUUAUGUUCCUGUUACAUAUGUAUCUCAGGUGAAUUGGUUCCAAGAAUUGUUGAGGUUAGCACCAACAGUAUUGCUUUUAGGAACCCUCUGGUUCAUGGGGAAAAGAAUGCAAAGUGGACUGGGUGGUGGUCCUGGUGGAAAAGGCGGCCGUGGAAUUUUCAACAUAGGGAAAGCUCAUAUAACAAAACUGGAUAAGAAUGCAAAAAACAAGGUGUAUUUCAAUGAUGUAGCUGGAUGCGAUGAGGCAAAGCAGGAAAUCAUGGAAUUUGUUCACUUCCUCAAGAAUCCAAAGAAAUAUGAGGAGUUGGGAGCGAAAAUUCCAAAAGGUGCACUUCUUGUCGGCCCUCCAGGCACUGGGAAGACGCUUCUUGCAAAGGCAACUGCAGGUGAAUCUGGAGUUCCUUUCCUGUCCAUUUCUGGGUCAGAUUUUAUGGAGAUGUUUGUUGGUGUCGGGCCAUCAAGGGUUAGAAGCUUAUUUCAAGAGGCAAGGCAAUGUGCACCAAGUAUAAUAUUUAUUGAUGAGAUUGAUGCAAUUGGUCGAGCUAGGGGCCGUGGAGGUUUUUCAGGUGGCAAUGAUGAGCGUGAAAGUACUCUCAAUCAAUUGCUUGUGGAAAUGGAUGGUUUUGGAACAACUUCUGGGGUGGUUGUACUUGCUGGCACUAAUAGGCCUGACAUUUUGGACAAAGCCCUGCUGAGGCCUGGUCGGUUCGAUCGUCAAAUUACAAUUGAUAAACCUGAUAUUAAAGGUCGUCAUCAGAUUUUUCAAAUUUAUCUGAAGAAGCUAAAACUGGAUCAUGAGCCAUCAUUUUACUCUCAAAGACUUGCUGCUCUUACUCCUGGAUUUGCUGGAGCAGACAUUGCAAAUGUUUGCAAUGAAGCUGCUUUGAUUGCUGCAAGGAAUGAGAGCAUAGAGAUCACUAUGGAACAUUUUGAGGCAGCUAUAGACCGUGUCAUAGGUGGUUUGGAGAAGAAGAACAAGGUAAUAAGCAAGUUGGAACGUCGUACUGUUGCCUACCAUGAGUCGGGUCAUGCUGUUGCUGGUUGGUUCUUGGAACACGCAGAACCCUUGCUUAAAGUUACUAUUGUUCCCCGUGGUACUGCGGCCCUGGGGUUUGCACAGUAUGUUCCCAAUGAAAAUCUAUUGAUGACAAAAGAGCAGCUCUUUGACGUGACUUGCAUGACCCUUGGUGGUCGAGCUGCUGAGCAGGUUUUGUUGGGAAAGAUCUCAACUGGAGCACAGAAUGACUUGGAGAAAGUGACCAAGAUGACCUACGCUCAAGUUGCAGUGUACGGUUUCAGUGACAAGGUGGGUCUUCUUUCUUUCCCUCAAAGGGAGGAUACAUUUGAGAUGGCCAAGCCCUAUAGCAGCAAGACUGGUGCAAUCAUAGAUGGUGAAGUUAGAGAGUGGGUGGCUAAGGCCUAUGAACGCACUGUCGAGCUGAUAGAGAAGCAUAAGGAGCAUGUUGCACAGAUUGCGGAGCUUCUGCUUGAAAAGGAGGUCCUUCAUCAAGAUGACUUGAUUCAAGUAUUAGGAGAGCGGCCAUUCCAGUCAAACGAGCCCACAAAUUAUGAUAGGUUUAAGCAAGGGUUCCAAGAAGAAGAUAAGGAGGGUAAAGAGACCGCCACCACAGAGGGCGGGACAGUGGACGAUGGCAGAUCACCACCACCUUUGGAACCAGACGUGGUGCCUGCAUAGCCUUGGAGAGGUUUGCAGUUGUAUAAAUAAUAAUAUAUAUAUAUAUAUAUAUUUUUUUUUUUUCUGGAAGUUAAAAUCGAUAGUUAGCCACUUUCUGAGAAUUGGAACUAACUCGUAAGAUUCUUGUUUGAAUUAAUUAGAGGGAGGAAAGUGGCCUGCUUUUGAAUCUUCUGAAUAUAAUUGGCAAAGACCAAAUAGAAAUGAUUUGAAUGAUAAUUUUUUACAAUUUUCCCUCGUAAA